AGCCGUUUCGAGUGGGAGGCUCAACGCCGACGGCCACGCGGCAUCUAGUGUAUAUUCGGCAGGGUUUUUACCUGAUUUGGUUUUGCAGUCAUGCCGAACUUCACAACGGAGCAGAUCCGAAACAUCAUGGACUUGACGGACUCGAUCCGUUCCAUGUCUGUCAUCGCGCACGUGGACCACGGGAAAUCCACACUGACGGAUUCGCUCAUUUGCAAGGCCGGCAUCAUCUCAGCAAAAGCAGCAGGCGACGCACGCUUCACCGACACAAGGGCAGACGAGCAGGAACGUGGCGUGACCAUCAAAAGUACCGGAGUAUCUCUGUAUUUCGAAUAUGAUGAUGAGGAUGGCAAGGGCGCCAAGCCGCAUUUGAUCAACCUUAUCGAUUCCCCUGGCCACGUGGAUUUCUCUUCUGAGGUCACAGCCGCCCUCCGUAUCACCGACGGUGCCAUGGUCGUUGUCGAUUGCAUUGAGGGCUGCGCGGUGCAGACGGAGACCGUGCUGCGCCAGGCCCUGGCGGAGCGUGUGAAGCCGUGCUUGUUUGUGAACAAGGUGGAUCGUUGCAUUUUGGAGCUGCAGAUGGAGCCCGAGGACAUGUAUCAGCGUUUCCGCAAGGCCAUUGAGGAUGUAAACGUGAUCAUCGCAACAUACAACGACGAGCUGAUGGGAGACAACCAGGUGUCCCCUGACAAGGGCACGGUGGCCUUCGGGAGCGGUCUACAUGGAUGGGGGUUCAACGUGGAGCGCUUCGCGAAGAUCUACGCUGCGAAGAUGGGAGUCGACAAGGACAAGAUGAUGAAGCGCCUGUGGGGCGAGUCCUUCUUCAACGCCAAGAAGAAGACCUGGACCAACGUCAUGCAGCCCGAGGGGUGCGACAAGCCGUUGCCUCGAGCCUUCUGCCAGUUUAUCAUGACCCCGAUCAACCAGCUGAUGCGCGCGAUUAUGGACGACCAGAAGGACAAGUACUCGAAGAUGAUGGAGACGCUCGGCAUCGUCCUCAAGGGCGAUGACAGGGCCCUCACCGGCAAGCCCCUGAUGAAGCGCUCGAUGCAGAUUUGGAUCAACGCAGCCGACACACUCCUCAACAUGAUCGUCUCCAAGCUGCCGUCGCCUCGUCAGGCGCAGAAGUACCGCGUGGAGAAUCUGUACGAGGGACCCAUGGAUGACGCAGCCGCGAAUGCAAUCCGCGCAUGCGACAAAGAUGGAGGGCUGAUGAUGUACGUGUCUAAGAUGGUGCCCACCAGCGACAAAGGCCGCUUCCACGCCUUCGGCCGCGUCUUCAGCGGCACCAUUGCGACCGGGCAGAAGGUGCGAAUCCAGGGCCCGCACUACACGCCUGGAAGCAAGGAGGACCUGAAUGUUAAGAGCAUCCAGCGCACCGUGCUGAUGAUGGGCAGGUCCGUCGAGCAGAUCGCCGAUGUCCCUUGCGGCAACACCGUUGCCCUGGUGGGUGUUGACCAGUACCUUCUGAAGUCUGGAACCAUUACCACCAUCGAAGAUGCCCACAACAUCGCCGACAUGAAGUACAGCGUGUCGCCCGUGGUCAAGGUGGCUGUGAAAGUGAAGGAUGGUAAGGAUUUGCCCAAACUCGUUGAGGGUCUCAAAAAGCUCUCCAAGUCCGAUCCGCUCGUUGUCUGCACGACCGAGGAGAGCGGGGAACACGUGAUCGCUGGCUGUGGCGAGCUGCACGUCGAGAUCUGCCUUAAGGACCUCCGCGAGGAGUACGCACAGUGUGACUUCAUCGUCUCCGACCCCGUCGUUUCCUACCGUGAGACCGUCUCCGAAACAUCCACGCAGACCGCUUUGGCCAAGUCGCCGAACAAGCACAACCGUAUCUACUUGGAGGCUGAGCCGAUGGCCGAGGAGAUCAGCAAGGACAUCGAGGACGGGAAGCUUGGCCCCAAGGCGGAUGCGAAGGAGCGCGCGAAAGUCUUCCGUGAGAAGUACGACUGGGACGAAUCCGCGGCGCGCAAGAUUUGGUGCUGGGGUCCUGAGACCGAGGGCGCUAAUGUUGUUGUUGACGUCACGCAGGCAAUCCAAUACCUCUUGGAAAUCAAGGAGCACGUCAACAGCGCCUUCCAGUGGGCCACCAAAGAGGGCCCCCUGUGCGAGGAGAACAUGCGCGGCAUCCGCUUCAACCUCACAGACUGCACCCUGCACACCGACUCCAUCCACCGCGGCGCAGGGCAGAUCAUGCCGCCCACGCGCCGCGCGUGCUUCGCGGCGGAGAUGCUCGGCAAGCCGACGCUGCAGGAGCCCGUCUUCCUCGUGGAGAUCACGUGCCCCCAGGAGGCCAUGAGCGGCGUGUACAACUGCAUGAACCUGCGCCGCGGCUGCGUGUUCGAGGAGAACCCUCGCGAGGGCACGCCGCUCAUGCAGGUCAAGGCGUACCUGCCGGUGUCGGAGUCCUUCGGCUUCGUCUCUGCGUUGCGGCAGGCGACCUCGGGUCAGGCUUUCCCCCAGUGCGUCUUCGAUCACUGGGAGAACAUGCCAGGCAAUGCCAUGGAGGUGGGGAGCAAGAUGAAUGAGCUGGUCCUGGCCGUUCGAAAGCGCAAGAACAUCAAGGUCGAAAUCCCGGCCCUCCACGACUACCUGGACAAGCUCUGAGCGGGCACGGAAGCUGCUCAGGCGAGGGGGGCGGCCGAGGGAGCCGCGCAUUUGUCACAACCCCCUACGCAGAGAGCAUCUUGGAAGGGACGGAUCUUUAUGGUGGUUUCGAGAGCUUCACGCGUGGUUGGGCCCCUCGAGCCCGGCCUUUGGGCUUUGGUCGCGUUCUAGAGCUCCUUGUUGGGAGGAGAGUCGGAGGGUGCCAACUAUACACCUGCACCGAUUCUGACCAUGCCCAUCCUGGGCCCUGGAUAGAUUUCCCCCUUCUGCGUCCUCGCCGUCGUCGUCCUCCUCCUCCACUUCCUCUCCUGCUCUCUCCGUCCUGGAGUGUCUCUUCCGCUCUGACCUCGAAGCCACCUCUGCAGGCGUUUGUCACCAUGAUCCUCCAUUCUCUCCUCUUCUCCUCCUCGUCGUCGUUCUCCUCCUCAUCCUCUUCCUCAUCCUCCAGGGUGAACCGCAGCUGCGCGACCGCGGCGCAGAAUGCGCACGGAGCCUCUGUCGAGGACCUUGCGAGCGCCAUCUUCCACGUCAUCGACUCUGCGGCGGCCGGCGCGUUUGGGGUCCACCGAGAUGGAGAGCCAGGCAACGCUCGCGACGACACCGGGGCGCAGAUGUAGCUGGAGCGCAUGUACCACCGCUUCCGAGAGGCCUCAUCCCAAGCUCUAGCAGUACUGAACCUGUACAUCGCGCGUGGCAGCUUAUCUUCCAGCCUCCCUCUCUGGCGCAGGCCCGGGAGGGAGGGCGUACCGUGUCGGAAGGCCACGCCCCGUGCACGACUCGAAGGCCUGCCGUGGUGGGAGGACGGGCCGGCCGCACGGGGGAGGGUGCGUGCCGCCCCCAGGGGUGCCGACAUGCCCCGUCUUCGCGCACCGCGGCUGGGGCUGUCGAGACGCCCGUCUGCAGCGCGGCGUCGCACGGGUGCGAUGAACAUCGCGGUGGGCGCACCACGGGGCGCGAUGCCCGAAGUUGGGUGGACCGAGGAGGGCGGAG
Messenger RNA from Prorocentrum cordatum, 3594 nucleotides. Lineage: Eukaryota; Dinophyceae; Prorocentrales; Prorocentraceae. The record is from the annotation of a GenBank genome assembly.